AUGGAGUCUGAAGAUAACACCAAAGACGUGCAGGGGGCUUCCAGCGUGAUGCGAAUUACCCCGACUGGAGAAGAAGCGGAGCUCACCAUACCCGUCAACCCCAAAGUGGCAAAGAAGAAGGAGCUGACUGAAAGGUCCAACAAUGGUUUCGCAGAGGCCAAGACAGUCUCUCGUGUUGGCCUCGGUAGCCCUUUCCCUACGCCCAAGUCCGGCGAGACCGAAAAGAAGCUGAAACCGAAAGCGAUUCGGCACUCCCGGGAUAAAUUUGAGAAGCUACCAUUCGACUUCCCUGAUGAGAAGGCCGAACUCACCGAUGAUCAGAUCAGAGUUCUUAUAAUGCAGGCUCCCUGCAUUCGCAAGAGAUACUACAAGUAUUUCACCUCCCAAGGACGUAUAAAGCAGCCAUACUAUCAUGUCAUUUUCACAAAGAAGCCCGAUGGAGAACUGUUGCAUGAAGACUGGGUGAUGAAUUCAAAUCUUCUCUCUCGCUGGGAGAAUGUGAUGCAGUGCUAUGAGUACAAUAAAGCGCGCGAAUCAUCCGGAAAACCGUCCGGGAAGAGACAGAGCAAGCCCAACAAGAAGAACGAAGCAGGCGGAGAAGGAGCUGGUCCGAAAAAUGACAACGAAUUCCAUGAGCAGCCAUCAAUGAAAAGCGCUUCAUUCAAAAAAGCAGGACGUCCGGCAGAACGUCUUUGCACACCUGCUUCAGAGGAAUUCUUCGAAACUCUGCCUAAUGCUUCCAAUAUUAUUGCUGAUACCGAUGAAGCAGCUACGAUUGCCAAUCCUUUCGCUGAGGAUGCCGUAGCCCGACAGGCUAAGCCUGGCGCCUCUGGUCCAUCAUAUCGCAGCAGGAGUCGCCUGGGUCUUGAGAGACUCCCUCAUAGUGCCGCACGCAUAGAAAAAUAUGAUGACAUGUUCCUGCGCCCAGAGAGACGUCGCUCCCGCAGCCCUCAUGAUAGCUCCACAGUCCAGAACAAGCGCGAGGCCAAGCUGUACGACUCAAUCAAUCCAAGUCAUUCCAUGCACCGAUAUCUCGACAAUGAGACCCUGCAGUCCAUCCGGAAGUAUGAGAUGGGUGAUCUUGAGCUUAUGAACCUGGGUGACCUCUCGGCGUUUGUCAAGAGAAUGGAUCGCGAUAUCAACAAACUGCAGGCCUCUCUGAUGCAAUCAUCCGAGAUUUUCGAAAGCUGGCAGAUCAAGAAGAAAGUCAAUGAGUUUAGGACUUCAUUGCUGGCGCUUCAAGUGGCUUGUCUCAAGCUACAAGAACAAUUGGAAGCUGAUGAUAUGGGAGAACAGUAA
Messenger RNA from Penicillium maclennaniae, 1299 nucleotides. RefSeq lists its product as uncharacterized. The record is from RefSeq and is a predicted model, not a curated record. Lineage: Eukaryota; Fungi; Ascomycota; Eurotiomycetes; Eurotiales; Aspergillaceae. The transcript has 2 exons. The coding region runs from base 1 to 1299 and encodes 432 amino acids.